AUGGCAUCGUACGUCGGCAAUCCGAAGCUCUUCCCCGUUGGGCAGUCCGAGACAGGCAUCGACUUUGGCGUAUUCUCGAUCGAGUUGGAGCGGACCAAGACGACGGCUUCCUUGACGAGGCGAAGCAGGGCUCAGUCGGUCGGAGGACCGUUUCGAGCGUCGCACAGGGUGACGACGUCGAUCCCAGACGUGCCCAGCAUGGCAUCGGCGCGCAUCACCGCCGGAAAGGCGACGGCAUCUGCCGAGCAUUCCGGCAUCAACCGCCGCGACGGUUCGAACGGCAGCACCGUUAGCGCCGGAUCGCCCCUCGUCCGGGGCAUCAGUGCAGACACGUCCAUCGACGACGAGAAGAUGCCGCUCAGCUCGCCGACGACCUCGCCGGCAUCCGGCAAGGCCAACCGGGGCAACAAGCUGUUCCACGCCUUCUCGUUUCCGGCGUGGCGCGCCUCUUUUUCGCGAUCCGGCUCUUCGUCGACCGAGAGCAGCGCGCAGACAGUCGACACCGCGGCGUCGUUGUCCUCCCAGCCGUCUCCACCAGCCGGCGAGAAACCGCUCGGCGAGGACGCGAAAGUGACAAAGAACAAGAAGCUGAAGAAGCACAAGUCCUUUGCCCACCUCGGCGACGAAGGUCGCGGACGGCGACCGUCAAAGCAGCGCAGCGAUGACGGACGUUUGGCGUCACCUUCUUCCUCGACGGGACCCGCCAAGACAUCGACAAUGGCGGAGCGUCCUUCGACGCUGCGUAAGGCCGAGUCGGUGCAGGACCUCUCUUCCCGCCGGGGGCGGAGGAGCAGCGGUAAGAGGGAGACUGAGAGGGCCGCCGCCGCCUCGACGGCCGCAGCCGCGUUCAUCGCCGGCUGCACCGACAGCGCCGAGACCUCCGUGCGACAAAGCAGCCCCAUCGGUGGCGGCGGCGGCGACAUCGACUGCCGCUCAAAGGGAGCAUUCAGCUUCCCUCAGGAGCCACAGCAGGAGCGGGAUGUCGACGACAAGAAGGGCGCGCGCAAACGCGCCGUGUCGUUCAAGGGCAUGCUUCGCCGCCGCAGCAACGCGGACCUCGCUCAGCGACCGGGCAACAGGUCGCCGCCGCCACCCAUGCCAUCCCUCCCGACCAACUGGCAGCAGACCACCGCUUCUUUGGCUGCCACUGCGGCUGCUGCCAGUGCGCACGCCCAUACUGCGAGCUACAAGAUCGACACGGACUUGACGGCGAGGCUGUACCCCGUCGACGACCCGUGGGACCAGUCCGGGCCUUCGACCCUCGCCCUUCCCUCGCCCAAGGCGCAUCCACUGACCAAGGCGGCGGAUGCAGCAGGAGGAAACGAGCCGGAGCGGUUCCGAACGCCGCCUCCUCCGCAGCGCUGGGACGCCUUCAGGUUCCCGCUGGCUCCUCCGCCUCCGCCGAUCUCGGUACCCCCGCGACCGAGGCAGGAUGCGGGCAUCCGCGUGGCCGCGCCGUCACCGACGACGACGACGACGACGACAAAGGCGACGGACACCGACACGGUGUUCCUCGACCGCCUGACGCUGCCGCAGCUCGACGCCAUGAGCCCGCUCAAGUGGAGCGGCUUCACGCCGCCCGGUAGCCGCGGCGGCAGCUUUGCCCACCACGGCGGCGACGGCGAUGGCGACGGCGAGGAUGCCGCCGACGAAUACAUGAACCUCGAUUCGGCGCCGUCGUCGCUCUCGACAUGCGAGUCUGGUAGCUCCAUCGACGAGCACGCGGGCGAUGCGCGGCCCAUCAUGUCCUUCUUUCCGCGCCAGAGCGUAGAGGACGCGCAGCACUUUGGCAUCGCCCUCUAG
Pseudozyma flocculosa PF-1 is the source of this 1803-nucleotide messenger RNA. RefSeq lists its product as uncharacterized. The record is from RefSeq and is a predicted model, not a curated record. NCBI's taxonomy places the organism in Eukaryota, Fungi, Basidiomycota, Ustilaginomycetes, Ustilaginales, Ustilaginaceae. The transcript has a single exon. Bases 1 to 1803 code for a protein of 600 amino acids.